Molecule: messenger RNA, 1616 nt
Organism: Heterocephalus glaber (naked mole-rat)
Lineage: Eukaryota; Metazoa; Chordata; Mammalia; Rodentia; Bathyergidae
Gene: Fbxo27
Product: F-box protein 27
Biological process (GO): SCF-dependent proteasomal ubiquitin-dependent protein catabolic process; glycoprotein catabolic process; ERAD pathway
Cellular component (GO): SCF ubiquitin ligase complex; cytoplasm
Molecular function (GO): protein binding; ubiquitin protein ligase activity
Source: RefSeq, a predicted model, not a curated record
CCCCCUGCCUCGCCCGCAGCCGCAACCGCGCCGAAGCUGGGCCUGGCUGGGGGACCAUGGGCGCCUCGGCCUCCAAGGCCCGGGCCUCCCGGGUCCCCGCGCCGCAGCCGCAGCCCCAGGAGGGGCUGGACCUGAGCCGGCUGCCGCCUGAGCUGCUCCUGGCCGUGCUGAGCCACGUGCCCCCGCGCGAGCUGCUCAGGCGCUGUCGCUUCGUGUGCCGCGGCUGGAGGACCCUGGUGGACGGCCAGGCCCUGUGGCUGUUGAUCCUGGCCAGGGACCACAGCGCCGCCGGCCGCGCCCUGCUGUCACUAGUCCGCAGCUGCCUACCACCUGCCGGCGACGCCAGGCCCUGCCUUCUCGGCCGCUUCUGCGAGCGCAGACCCAUUGGACGAAACCUCAUCUGCAACCCCUGCGGACAGGAAGGCCUCCGGAAGUGGAUGGUGCAGCAUGGUGGGGAUGGCUGGGUGGUGGAGGAAAACAGGACAACCGUGCCUGGGGCCCCUUCGCAGACCUGCUUUGUGACCUCCUUCAGGUGGUGUCGCAAGAAGCAGGUCUUGGACCUGGAGAAGGAGGGUCUGUGGCCAGAACUGCUGGACAGUGGCAAGAUUGAGAUCUGUGUCUCAGACUGGUGGGGAGCCCGACACGACAGUGGCUGUAAGUAUCGACUCUUUGUCAAACUUCUAGAUGCCAACCAGACUGUCCUAGAUAAAUUCUCUGCCAGGCCUGACCCCAUUGAGCAGUGGAACAACAAUAUCUGCCUUCAGGUCACCCACGUCUUCUCCAACAUCAAGACGGGCAUCCGUUUUGUGUCUUUUGAACACUUGGGGCAGGACACGCAGAUCUGGGCUGGCCACUAUGGAGCCCGUGUGACCAACUCCAGCGUGAUCGUGCGAGUCAGUGAGCCCUAGUCAAGGCGCUUUUCUUGCAAGCCAGCCUGGCUGUGCCUUCCAGGAGCUGGAACCAUUGGCUGGGACCCCUCACUAACCAAGUGCUUAUGCCUCACUGGCAUGCUGGCAACUCCAGUCUUCGAGUUCUGGAAACUAUUGAAAGAAGGGGCUUCCAUUGGAGCCACUGCUGCUGCUGCUUUUUUUUUUUUUUUUUGAUGGGGCAGAGGGGUGCUCCACUUAGCGGAGACCCCCAUUGUGGAUGGGGCAUGCUGGUCCUGGAGAGGGCACCCCGUCACACACACCAGCAGCCCUCGGGCUCAGCCUAACCCGCUCUGCCCUGGCCCCUCAAUUGGCCUCUUGUCUUCUCCUGUUUCUGCGUCAGGGACUUUCCUGGUCCCUUCAGGGAAGCUUCUAUUCACCUUUAAACUUAGAUCUCACCCUAUAGCUACCAAAUUCUAGCCACCCUGCAUAAUGAACUUCACCUCCUGGUCUUAGCUACAGGGCUAGGACCUUGUCUUGAAGCUGAAGAUAACUAGGUCAAAAAAGAAAAAAGAUGUGGAGUUGAAUCUGCCCACAAAGACUGCUCUGAAAAAUGAUGAGAUAUCUCAGGCCCAGCCCUGAUCCUCAAGAACCUCUCUAAUUGCACGAUAUUUAAACAAUAUUUAAAUCAUAUUUUAAAAUAUUUUAUUUUCCUUUUGACAUUUUUUGACAGAAUAAUCUAUCAAUAUC